CUCGAACAUAACAGUACGUCCCCGGCACGUCCCCGGCGCUAAAAACACCGAUAAAGCACGUUAUUUAUUACCGUAACCUUUUCUGUCCCAGCGCUGCAGCUCAGCAUACGGGAGUUCAGUAAUUAAUGUUGUUUCGUAGCACCGUCCUACCUUUAAGUUGUGUACAACGUCUAUAUGAAGCUGCAUUCGGCGUCACUGCGCGGUCGACGCAAGCCUGGCUAAAGCAGUAACCUUCAAACAGUUUGAGUAUGUGUUACAGUAUCUUCAUCUUCAUAUAGCUCUCUGACAUAAGAUGUCGAGGGGUGGCGCCGACAGGACCGUCAACCUGCGAUCCAACAACAACCAGUGGUUCAACCCAGACGACCUGGAUGACUCGGCAUUCGCUCCCGCGCCCGGCGGAGGCCCUAGGGGCCCGGGGCGGGGUCCGGGUCGGGCCCGCGCGCCUAGCCAAGGAUCAGGAGGAGGCAUGAUGGGCUGGGGCGGCGCCGACGCGCAUGGGCUGCAGCACCACAUCCCAGAUCACCAGAUCCCAACAAACUUUGAGGCGCUGGAGCAGAUGUUGGACCAAGCGGAGCAGCAGCUGGAAGCAACGCUGGCAGGCUCCGGUUCCGCUGCUGCUGCUUCAACUGCGGCUGCUGCAGCCAUCACCCCCUCCCUUGACCCCCCCUCCGCUGCCGCCUAUGUGGGUGGUGGCGGCAUGGCAGGUCGCGGGCUGGUACGGCCGCCUUCAGGUGGCCGCCUGCGCCCCGCACCAUCACCUCUAGCACUCCCUGGUCAACGUUUAGUCAACGGGGUCAGCCAAAGCGGGGAAACGCAAGAUUGGGAGCAGGAUUGGGGCGGCCACGGCCCGGGACCUGGUCCGGGAUCCGGCAGGAGCUCAGGUGGUGGCGGCGUGAGCGGAGGCGGCAGUGCUGUCGGAGGCCCGAGCGGGCGGUUGUCAGGCACCGGCGGCCCGGGAGGACUGGGGCUUAGGCGGAUGGGCAGCGGAGCGCUGACAGGCCCCGUGCCGGCACCCCCGGGAUCUGGGUCAGCGGGGCAUGCGCAUGCGGGGAUGCGGGCCUCGCAGCCACCGCAGGCGCAGGUGCCGGAUCGCCCUGGCGCCAUCACCACGACCACCUCGCAGACGGACGCGCAAGGUCGCACCGUUGUCACCAAGACGGUGGUCACACGCACUCCCUCGGGCCGCGUCCGUACGGAGGUCACCACAACCACCUCGGGUCCGGGCCAUGCGGGCGGAGCAGCCGCCGGCGCCGGUAGCGGCAGUAGCUUCAGCAGCGGAGGCGCCGGCAGCUUUACCAGCGCCGGCGCCGGCAGUGGCAGCAGCUUUAGCGGUGCUGGCAGCGGCAGCAGCUUUAGUGGUGUUGGCAGCAGCCUAAGCGGCGGAGGCGGUGUGGCCUCCCCUGGAGCACCGCUUUCUCCGGAUGACACGCCGGGUGGGCUCUCGCCGUUCCGCCGAGGUGGUGGUGGGCCCGGGCCUCCUCCAUGGGCCACGCGGGGACCAGGGUCAGCGGAGCAUUCCCCGGGGACGCCAGCGUCGCCGGUAACGCCGACAGGGGUUGUACGGCGUACGGGCACGCCGACGGGGAUCGGCGCGGCGGCAGCGACGUCGCUGCUGGCUAACGGCCCCGCAGCUGCGGCAGCGGCGGCUCGGGGAGGACACCCCAACGGCGUCGUCGCGCCUGCGCUGGCGUCGCCCGUCAGGCGACCGAGCCUCAGCGGCAUUGUCCCUAGCGGCACCGUCGCCAUGGGGGCCGGGGGUGUAGCUGGCGGCAUUGGGCCUGCCGUACCGGCGGCGGCCCGGCGGACCAGCCAGACGGGCCUUAUCAACCCUGCUGCCGCCGUACGGCCAGCCAGCGCCAGCCGUCCUGAGCGAUCUGCGCUGGCACCCCCGCAUCCCUCGCCUCCGCCGGGCGGCCCCGCGGGGCCUCGGAGCACGUGGGGUGGGGCGGUACACGUCAACAUCACCCCUGCCGGCGGCGGCGGCGGCGGCGGUGCCCAUGCGGGCGGGCCGCUGCGACCGGCAUCCCCUGCGCGUACGGCAGGAGCGGCGACGGCGGCGGCUGCAGGUUCUGGUAGGCUUCCGAGCGCUGGGAGGAUGCGGAUGUCGCCCGCGUUCGCUGCCGCUCAUGGUCUCGGAGCGGCAGCUGGCGGAGGCGGCGGCAGCGGUGGCGGCGGCGGCGGCGGUUCGCCGCUUUCCGGCGGUCAGUCCGACAUGUUCACGUUCGGCCCUGGCGGAGGCGGCGGCGGCACCAACAGUGGUGACGGCGGCGGCGGCGCUGGGGGCAGCGGCGGAGGCGGCCCUGUACGGCCCAUGUCCGGAAGGCCUGGCAGUACAAUCCUUGCAAACAGCAUGCCUUCAUCGCCGGGCGGCGCUCCCGACGGCCCCGCUCCCUCCCCCAGGUUCGCCAUGCACCCUGGCGGAGGCGGCAUCAGGCCCGGCAACGUACGGACACAGCUGACGGAGGAUCCGCCGGAGCUUCCCGUACGUCCCGGAGGCAUCGGCCGCUCCCCCAGCGGAGCCAUUCGUGCUCCGGAACCAUUACCUCCUCCUCCUGCAGCAGCAGCAGCGGCGGCGGGACCUGCUGCCGUACAUGCUUCCCAUGCCGUACAUGCCGCUGAUGCUUCCACCCCCGCGGCCGCGCCCGCGCCCCCAUCCUCCGCCUCCGCCAGGCCGAAAGCGUUAUCGGCUCCGCUGGCAGCCGCCGCGGCUGCGUCAGCAAAUGAGGACCGCCAGGAAUCCUCCCCUGCUGGUGCUGGUGCUGGUACUGGUGCUUUCAUGGGACGAGCAAAGUCCCAUGUAGCGGCUCCCGAGGCUGUUGCAACGGCGGUGUCACGGUCUUCCAGCGGCGCGGGCCCUCCGCCUGCUCCCAGCCCACCUCCCGCCAGGACUCCGCAACCGCCGCCUCCGAGGGCCGCCAGCAGCAGCGACGGCGGGGCUGGCGGCGGCGGAGGUGGCGGCGGCGGUGACAGCGGCGGGCGCACCAAGCAGCACAUCGGCAAGUUGGUUGCUGCUGCCAAGGUGUUCAACACGCGGCGCAACGCGGCCAUGUGCGCGGUGUCGCUCGCCUUCCUGCGCCGCUUCCGAGCGCACCUGAUGCGGGAGAGGCCGGAUGCCGCGGCGCUGUGUACCAGCCAGGUUGUGCAGCAGGUGAUCAAGCCCAUGACCUCGGGCGCCACCUGCCGCCUCACCGACCUGCCCGAGCUGGCUCUGGGGUCGGGUGGUGGGCUGGCGCUGGUGGGCGAGGGCGACGUGGGGCCGCCCGACUACUUCAUCAGCCACGCCUGGUCCAUGCCCUUCCUGCAGCUGCUGGACUGCUUCUUCGACCACCUGCAGGGCGCCCUGGACUCCACCCGCGUGUGGCUCGACAUCUUCGCCAUCAACCAGCACCCGGGAGCCGAGCAGCAGGACGACCUGGCAAACCUGCGCACCGCCAUCAAGGCCAGCCAGGCCACGCUGGUGUGUUUGGACGCGGCGGGGACGCCCCUGGAGCGGGUGUGGUGCCUGUACGAGUUCGACAACACGCUGGCGCUGAAGGGGGCGGAUGCGCUGGUGCUGCUGACGCCGGGGUUCAGCAUUCGAGAGGUGGCGUCGAUAUUCAGUUCCAUCGACGUUGACGCCGCCAAGGCCACCGUGCUGUCCGACAAGGACAUGAUCCUGGCGGACAUCCGUCAGAAGCACGGGUCCACGGAGGCCUUCAACGCCAAGCUGAAGCUGCGCUUCCUGCUCGACCCGCUGGACUGCAAGCCCGACAUGCUGGCGCUGGCGGCCCGGGCGGGGGCGGACCCGGCGCAGUGGGACUUCGGGCCGCUGGCGGGGUGGCUGGGGCAGCCGGAGGGGCGGGGCAGCCAGCUGGCGGUGGUGGCGGCCAUGCCGGGAGCAGGCAAGUCCACGGUCAGUGCGGUCAUCUGCAUGGGCCCCGAGGCAGCAGCCGAGGUUGCCGCGGCAGCAGCAGCAGCUGCAACAACCCCCGGGGCCGGUGACAACCCGCAGCUGCAGCAACAGCAACCCGACCGUCCCGCCACAGCCCGACUCUCACCUCCCUCGCAACCCCCCCGCGCCCCCCUCGCCAGCGGCCCCAGCGUGACGGUGCACGCCUACCACUUCUGCAAGUUCGGCGACGCUCGACGUCAGGACCCGGUGCGUGUGGUGAAGAGCCUGGCCUACCAGCUGGCUCACACGCUGCCGGCGCUGCAGCCGUACUACUGCGGGUUGGAUCCGGGCACCUUGAUGCAGCUGCAUCAGCCGGAUGCGGCGUGCCGGGAGCUGCUGCUGGCGCCGCUGGUGCAACAGCAUGUGCAGGGACAGCAGAUCCUGCUGGUCCUGGACGCGUUAGACGAGGCGGACAAACCCACCCACCUGCCGACCCACGGGUCAUCCGCUCCCUCCUCCGCCUCGGCACCCUCUGCGCUCGACAACAAGGUGCUCCAGCUGCUGCUGCACCAGCUGUCCCAGCUGCCCGCCUGGGUUCGAAUCCUGACGACCGCACGCCCCGACCCGCACCUGCUGGAGCCCCUGCGCUGCCGCUUUCCGGGCAUGCUGGAGCUCACGCCCGCACAGCUGUGGAAGGCGGACAAGACGCAGGCCAGCAUGCGGACUCGCCUAGUGGAGCGGUUCGGUGAGGCCACUGCUCGGAUGAUCCUGGCAGCCGGGGGCGGUGGGGGCAGCAGCGGAGGGGCAGGAGCAGGAGGAGCAGGGGCAGGCGCCACCACUGGCCCUAACAAGACCGGUACCGGCGUCAGCACCCAGAAGCAACCCCGUAACCAGCGCGGCAGCGCAUCCGGCAGCGGCAGUGGCAGCGGCGGUGAGGGCGGCAGCGGCCGCAGCACUGCACAAGGCGACGACAGCAGCGAAGACGCCUCCGCCUCACUCUCCGCUCCUCACCCCUCCUCCUCAAGCUCCUCCUCUUCUUCCACGCUAGUGUACUUCCCGGUUGUGUCGCUGCUGCCCCCUCCGCUGCCGCCGGAGCGGGUGCCGCGGAGCCUGGGGGCGGCCUUCGCGGAGGUGUUUCGGCAGCUGUGGCCGCGCGGGGAGGACGAGGGGCUGGGGGAGCAGGUGCAGCAGCUGCUGGAGGUGCUGGUUGCCGCGCAGGAGCCGCCCCCCAUGUCGCUGAUCGCGGGUCUGGGGCUGCGGGAGGCGCUGCGGGGGCUGCCGGGCUGGGGGGCGCUGUUCUUCGAGCGGGACCAUGCGGUUCACGUGCUGCACCGCACUCUCAUAGACUGGCUGCAGGACCCCGCUGCCUCGGGUCCCCGCCACGCCGACGCCCGCCGCGGUCAUGCCCGCCUGGGUCGCCACCUGCUGACGUCCCGGCCGCUGGGGGUGUACGGCGCGCGCUACCUGGCCACCCACCUCAUUCAGGCGGGCAGCGAACCCGCACUGCUGGACGCGGCGUUGCAGGAUCUGCGCUACCUGGAAGCUGCUUGUCGUACCGGCGACGUAUUCAAACUCCACGCGGAGCUCGCCUCCCUGCCCCCCUGCCGUACAUCUCCCGUCGUAGCGGACGUCGUACGAUGGCUCGGAUUGCAUGGUGCCGUACUUUGGUCUCAUCCGGGUGCCGUACGGCAAUUGGCGGCGGAGGCGCCGCGCUGCUCCAUUGUUUGGCAGGUCGGCAACCGCGCCGCCGCCGCCGCCGUUGACGCCGCCGCCGCCGCCAGCAACAGCGGCAGCAACAGCGGCAUGGUCAUCCACAAACCCUCCGUCGAUAUGCUUAACGAACCCUACAGUUGGCCGUUGGAAGUUAUGGCCCUCACGGCGCAUAAGGCCCCGGUUCCGGAUGUGUCGUACAGUCCUGACGGCCGACUGAUGAUCUCAGCCUCCCUAGACGGAUCUCUCCGGCUCUGGGACGCCGACAGUGGCGAACCCAAGGCGGCGCUGGCGGCGCCGCCGACGCAUUGCCUGGCGUACAGUCCCACGGGUCACUUGCUGGCGACCGGCGGCGACGACGGCAGCGUCUGCUUGUGGGAUCCAACGACGGGUCUUCGACAUGCGGAGCUCAAGGGACAUCGAGAGGCAGUGACGGCGGUGGCGUUUAGCCGUGACGGAGCCCUGCUGGCCUCGGGGGGCCGCGACAUGCGAGUGCGGGUUUGGCUGGCGGAAGACGGAUCGUCGCGGGGCUCGGAGCUGAAGGGUCACAGCGGGCCGCUGCUGGCGCUUGCGUUCUCUGCGGAUGGCAGCAGGCUGGCGUCGGCGGCGGCGGGUGACCCGGUGGUGCGGCUGUGGAAUACGGCGGAGGGGACGCUGCAGGCUGCGCUAGAGGGGCACCGCCAGGGCGUCACCUCCCUCGCCUUCUCCCCCACUGCGCCAUUGCUCGCCUCCGCCGCCGACGUCGUACGGCUGUGGGACGCCGCCAGCGGCGCCUCCCGCGGCGCCAUCAACGACCACAUCUUCCCCGUCGCCGCCCUGGCUUUCACCCCGGACGGCGGCAUCCUGGUGUCCGCGGAUACCUCCCACACCCUCCGCCUCUGGGCCAUGGGAGAUUGCGGCGGCAGCGGCGGCGGAGGGGCCGGCGGAAGCGGAGGUCCCAGAAGGCCCAUGACGUCCAAGACGCGUAACAGCGGAGCUGCCGGUGGCGGCGGUCCUCCCGCCGGCGUGCGUUCGCUCGCCGUGUUGGAAGCGGAGUCGUACGGUACUCUGACUGCACUGGCAGUGAGCCCGGAUGGACAGCUGGUGGCGUCGGGUUCAGCUACUGGCGAGCUGCAUGUGUUUGCAGUGGGCUUAUCAGGCGGAGGAGGAGGAGGAGGAGCAGGAGGAGGAGGAGGAGGAGGAGGAGGAGGAGGAGGAGGAGGAGGAGGGCGGGGUGUGUCGACGGUGCGUGCGGCGCAUGCUGGGGCGGUGCGCAGGCUGGCGUUCUCGCCUGGGGGGUGCGGUCUGGUGUCGGCGUCGGAGGACCACACGUUGCGGCUGUGGGACCCCAGGACGGCGCUGAGGGAGGCUGGGGAGGGCGAGGAGGUGCAGGCUCCCGCCGGCGCCGUCACCUUCUCCGUGCACUACUGCCACAGCGGCCGGGCAGCCGCAGUGGUCGCGGAGGACGGCACACUCACCAUGUGGGACGCAGCGGCCGCCGCCCCCAUGGCGCCCCCGCAGCGCCCCGGGCACGGCGCCUCCUCCCGCCCCACCGUGGCCCGCAUGUCACCGGAUGAGGGCACGCUGGCGGUGGCGGAGAGCGACGGAGCGAUUCGGGUGUGGGACCUGGCGAGCGGCAGGCUGCGCGCGCGGCUCAAGGGCCACAGCGACGCCGUCACCGACCUGGCCUUCAGCCCCGACGGCUCCCCGCUGCUCGCCUCCGCCUCCGAGGACUGCCGCCUGCGCCUCUGGAACAGCGACACCGGUCAGCAGACCGCCAUCCUCACCGGGCACACCGCCGCGGUGAGGGCCGUCGCGGUGUCGCCCUUUGGGGACCUGGUCGCCUCGGGUUGCGAGGAGGGGAGCAUCCGGCUGUGGCCGGCAAACGGGCCCUCCGUGGGGCGCUCGGUCGCGGUGUUGAAGGGACAUGCGGGACCGUUGAUGCGGCUGGCGUUUAGUCCGGACGGAGGGCUGCUUGCGUCGGGGGGUGAGGACGGUACGGUGCGGGUUUGGGCGAUGGGGGGCGGAGGAGGAGGGGGGCAGCAGGUGACGGUGUUGGAGGGGCAUAAGGAGGGC
Molecule: messenger RNA, 7636 nt
Organism: Astrephomene gubernaculifera
Lineage: Eukaryota; Viridiplantae; Chlorophyta; Chlorophyceae; Chlamydomonadales; Astrephomenaceae
Source: the annotation of a GenBank genome assembly